UCACGAAGGAGACCUUCACUUCACAUAGCCAAAUAUACAUACAUACAUACACAUACACACAUACAUACACAUACGCACAUGCUUAGUAAUAUAAAAUUCACGGCCAUACACCCGCAUUAGAGUAGUUCACACACACACACACACACACACACACACACACACACACACACACAUACACACACACAAACUGAUUGUGAUUUAGUUGCAAAGUCCGUGACACAAGAGGUGAUCCAACCCUCUAUUUGAAUCGGACGAGUCAGGAUGCGGGUGACUGAGGCGGCGAAGGCGAUGGUGGUGGUGGUGCUGGCGGUGCUGGUGCUGGGGGCGGUGCGGGAGGCGGAGGCCUUUGUCGGCUUGGGCAGCGGAGUGCCGGGGGGCAUUGUGUCCUAUAUGUGGUGGAUCUUUCUGGGCAGCCUGGGGGUGUCUCUGUACAUGAAAAAAUUGAUGAGGUUCAAGGAGAGGAGACGCUUGCAGAUAGCAGCGGCGGAUGAGCGACAGCAGCAGGAGGAGUUGCUGGAGACGCUGAGGGCAGAGGCGGCGAUGGCGGCAGCGGGGGACGGGCAGGACGCAGUAAUAGUGGAGAGGGAGGACGCAGUGCCGCUGCUCUUUGGCGAAAAAUACGGGCCAGAACUGGAGUACUACGGGGACGUUUUAUAUGACGCUGACCACUACGAUGUCCCAUUCGUCACGCAGCACCGCCUCCCCCCUUUCCCUGGUAACUGGCCCGACGAAGGCAAUAUGGACACGGUUUACGACCCUCAUCCUUUCCUCAGGCCGCACCGCUUGCCCCGAUCCCCUCACCAUCAACCUGACGAAGGCGAAGACGGCGGUGACACAGUACAUGAGCCAGAUCACUCCAGCAUCCCAGGUUCCUUGUCCCGCCCCCUCUCCCUUUCAUCUGACGACCAACGCGACGAAGACGAGGAGGACGAGGCCCUGCAGAAGGUACUAGUGAACCUCGCCGCCCAACUGGACACGAGUGGCUGCUCCUUGAGAUUCCUGUGCCACCUCCUUGGAAAGCCACAGGAUGCCCUCACCCAGGACGAGGAACUGUUGCUGCGCCUCUUUGUCGGCAGCCACAGCGACGCCCCUCCAGGCAGUCAGUGCGACCAGGAGUUCCCUCGAUGCGGCCUGCAAGGGAAGGAGCUCAGUGCGCUGUUCACCUUUACCUCAGGCCUCGUAGCUAAGAUCCUGUAGGUGUUCAGGGACUUCCUACACACGCCCCACUGUGUGUUCCUACACACACACACACACACACACACACACACACACACACACACACACAAUUAUAUA
This is a messenger RNA of Eriocheir sinensis (Chinese mitten crab), 1293 nucleotides long. RefSeq lists its product as uncharacterized. The transcript is spliced from 3 exons. The record is from RefSeq and is a predicted model, not a curated record. Bases 262 to 1197 code for a protein of 311 amino acids. Lineage: Eukaryota; Metazoa; Arthropoda; Malacostraca; Decapoda; Varunidae.